AUGGAGAGAGCCAACCACACACUUGUCACUGAAUUUGUCUUCCUGAGAUUUUCUAACUCCCCAUGUCUCCAGCUGCUCUUCUUCUCCCUCUUCCUCCUGGUCUACCUCUUGUCCAUGGUAGGCAAUGCACUCAUUGUGUUCAUUGUUCUCCUGGAUGGACACCUUCACACUCCCAUGUACUUCUUCAUCAGCAACCUCUCCCUGGUAGAGCUCUGGUACACCACAGUCACCGUGCCCAAGAUGCUGGCGAAUUUUCUAAGUCCCCAAGGGGUCAUCUCGGUUCCCAACUGCAUCACCCAAUACUACUUCUUCUUCUCCUUGGCUGCCACCGAGCUCUUCAUCCUCACCACCAUGGCCUUUGACCGCUACGCUGCCAUCUGCGACCCACUCCACUACCCACUGCUGCUCAGCCCCCAAAUCUGUGGGACUCUGGCUGGGGUCUGCUGGUCCGUGGGAUUUCUCUGCCCCAUGUUCCCCUCAUUCCUCCUUGCACAAAUCUCUUUUUGCACCCCCAACCAGAUUAACCACUUCUUCUGUGAUGCUGAUCAGAUUUUUCGUCUUUCCUGCACAGACACAUAUGCCAUCCAAGCAGUGAGCUACGCUUUCAGCACUGUCAUUAUCCUAGGAGCCCUGGUCUUUACCAUAGCUUCCUAUGCCCGAAUCCUAGCCACAAUUCUAGCCAUGGCCUCAGCUGCUGCCCAACGCAAGGCCUUCUCCACCUGCACAGCCCACCUUUCUGUGGUCACCAUCUACUUUGGCACUCUCAUAUUCAUGUAUGUCCGCCCAGCAGUGAAAUAUGAGUCGGAUAUCAACAAGAUUGUUGCCAUCUUCUACUCAGUCAUCACCCCACUUCUCAAUCCUCUCAUCUAUACACUCCGCAACAAGGAUGUCAAGGAGGCUCUGAAGGUGUUGUCAUCCCGGAUCCAAAGCAAGGGGCUUUAG
This is a messenger RNA of Trichechus manatus latirostris (Florida manatee), 942 nucleotides long. RefSeq names its product olfactory receptor 6Y1-like. Gene Ontology annotation, cellular component: membrane. The coding region runs from base 1 to 942 and encodes 313 amino acids. Gene Ontology annotation, biological process: G protein-coupled receptor signaling pathway. The record is from RefSeq and is a predicted model, not a curated record. NCBI's taxonomy places the organism in Eukaryota, Metazoa, Chordata, Mammalia, Sirenia, Trichechidae. The transcript has a single exon. Gene Ontology annotation, molecular function: olfactory receptor activity; G protein-coupled receptor activity.